AUGAUUUCCAAAAAGUCAAAUAAGUGGCCCAACAUGACAGAUGAGGUUUUUUAUAAUUUGGGCCUGGUUUAUAUGGGUCUGAAAGACUACAGGAAAGCUUUGGUAGCAUUCAACCAUGCUAUUGAUAUUAAUCCACGACAUGCUUCGUGUUUCUAUCAUCGUGGCUUAACCAAGAUCCAUCUCAACUAUGCACAGUGUGUCAUUGAUUUUAACAAGGCUCUCUCAAUUGAUCCAAAAUAUUUUGAGGUUUAUAUGAGUAGAGCUGCUUAUUAUGCAAUGAAAAAGAAUUAUCCAAAGGCGAUUCUCAAUUGCAAUGAAGGUUUGAAGAUAUAUAAAAACAGUGUACGUGCUUUAUUGUACAGGGGUUCCAUAAAGUAUUUUAUUGGUGCAUAUAAGCUUGCUGUUGUUGACUUGACAAAAGCCAUUGAAUUAAAGGAGGACUGUGCUCUUGCCUUCUUUAAUAGAGCAAUUUGUUUUGAAGCUCUUGAGGAAUAUGAAAAUGCUUUGUGCGACUACAGUAUCGUCCAUUUAAUCAGUGAUGAGUUGGAUUACAAUGUCUUCAUCAACCGAGGAUGUCUUUAUUUCAAGAUGGAAGAUUUUGACAAUGCCAGACAAGAUUUCCGAGAAGCUUUAAAGUUGAAACCUCAAGACUGCAAAAUAAUUCAUGCUUGGGGAUUGUGUCUGCACAAACUGGGAAAGCUGGAAGAAGCUAAAGAAAUGUUUACUAAAUGCCUUCACAUUAACUGCCAAUUCUCUGAUGCCUUUAUCAGCAGAGGAAAUGUCUACAUGGAUUAUGUUAGUGAAGAAGAAACUGUUUUGGCCAGUUAUGACUACCAACGUGCAAUCAUUACAAAGCCUGAUGAUGUCCUUGCACGGAUCUACUGCGAAGAUGCUCUUGAAGGUAGGGCUGCUGUCUGUCUUCAGAUGGGUGACACUUAUGCUGCUUUUCAAGAUCUCAAUGCAGCCAUACGCAUUAACCCUACAGCAGUACUUUAUAACAACCGAGGUGUUGUUAAUCAGUAUAUGAAAUGUCUCAGAGAUGCAUUGACUGACUACAAAUAUGCCAUUGAGCUUGAUCCACAGUAUGCCUUAGCAUAUUAUAAUGCAGGCAACAUUUACCUACAUGGAAGAUUUUUUCAACAGGCACUGAAAUAUUUUAACAAAGCCAUAAGUCUGGAUCCUAACGAUGAGUGUGCCCUGAUAAAUCGAGCUGUGACCAAGGCAAGUAUCAGCAAUUUUUUUUUUUUUUUUUUUCAAUGGCAUUCUUCUAUAGAGACAGUGUUCAGAAUUAUUAUCUUAACUUUCUGUCUUUUUUGUGUAUGA
Messenger RNA from Acanthosepion pharaonis, 1323 nucleotides. NCBI's taxonomy places the organism in Eukaryota, Metazoa, Mollusca, Cephalopoda, Sepiida, Sepiidae. The record is from the annotation of a GenBank genome assembly.